AAGAGGGAGGUAAGGAGUAUGCAUUUUUUAUUCUAACUAAGUGCUACUCCGUACUUAUAUAUUCCCAGCCGGUUGCCGGGAACUCAAGAAUGAAUCUAAGCUACCAUUGAUCGAAGAUGGUUGCUGGAAUGGAGGAGUUGUGGGGCAAGAUGGGUUCGGGGAUGGUGACAUUGCUGGUGCUCUGGGCAACCUUCGACCGGUACUUCCCCUACGAACUCCGCGAUUGGUUAAAGAAAUACGUCAGGAAAUGGCGCAGCGCCGUCGACCCCUACGUCCACAUCACCUUCCCCGAGUAUCCCGGCGCCGGAUUCCACCGGAGCAGGGCGUACCAGUCCAUCGAGCGCUACCUCUCCGCCAAUUCCUCCGCCCAGGCCAAGCGCCUCAAGGCCGACGACGACGCCGUGGACUCCCCCGCCCCCGUUCUCGGCUUGGACUAUCACGAGGAGGUCACCGACACGUUCUCCGGUAACACCGCGGCAGCAGCGGACGAGGAGGAGGAGCGGAGAUUCAAAGUCUGGUGGACGUCCUGCCGCGACGAGCCGAAGCGGCAGAACGCCGCCUCUUUCUACGGAGGCGGCGGCGGGGAAGCCGACGGGAGACGGUACUUCACCCUCAAGUUCCACGAGAGGUACCGGGACGUCGUCACGGGAGCGUACCUGAGGCACGUGUUGGACACGGGGAAGGCGAUCAACGUGAGGGACCGGACGAGGAAGCUGUACACCAACUGGCAGAUCAACGGGCGGAGCUCGUGGAUCCAGGUCGCGUUCCAGCACCCCGCGACGUUCGAGACCCUGGCGAUGGACCCGAGAAAGAAGCGGGAGAUCGUUGAAGACCUCGCGACGUUCAAGGACUCGAAGGAGUACUACGCCCGGACCGGGAGGGCCUGGAAGCGCGGGUACCUCCUCUACGGCCCUCCCGGGACGGGGAAGUCCUCGAUGGUGGCCGCGAUGGCCAACCUCCUCGAGUACGACGUGUACGAUCUGGAGCUGACCGCGGUCAACGACAACACCGCGCUCAGGAAGCUCCUGAUCGACACGUCGGGCAGGUCGGUCAUCGUGAUCGAGGACAUCGACUGCUCCCUCGACCUGACCGGGCAGCGGAAAGGGAGGAACAACCAACAAGUCCAAGAAGAAGAUGAUGAUGAUGAAGAGGAAAAGAUGAAGAUGAAGAAGAAGAAGAGUGAAGUGUCCCUCUCGGGUCUGCUAAACUUUAUAGACGGCCUGUGGUCGGCAAUUGGUGGGGAGAGGCUCAUAGUGUUCACCACGAACUUCAAGGAGAAGCUGGACCCGGCCCUGAUCCGGAGCGGGAGGAUGGACAAGCACAUCGAGCUUUCCUACUGCGGGUUCGAGGCCUUUAAGGUCCUGGCGAGGAACUACCUGGGCGUGGAACACCACCCGCUCUUUCCGGUGAUCGGCCGGCUUUUGGCGGAGGCGAACAUGACGCCUUCCGAUGUCGCCGAGAAUCUGAUGCCCAAAUCUCCGCGGGAGGACGGCGGCGCUUGCCUCCAAAGACUGGUUGCGGCUCUGGAGGGUGGCGAUGCAAGACUGAAGGCAGACGAGAUCGCAGUGGUGUCCGAAUCAAACACGCCGUGCUUUGAUUUACAAAAAUAAGAGUUCCAUUAUCAGCGAUCCGCGACGGCAUGUUAUUAAGGAUACACAUUGGCAUUGUAAUGACAAGGUGAUGACAAUGCAAUAUACGAGUGUGAUCAGUCAAUUAUCAGCGAUCUACGACGGCACUCUGGUGGCAGGUGGCAUUGGAGGGGAGUGUGCCGGGGUAGUGCGGCAGUUACAAUGUGAGAAUUUGGUGAGUGCUAAGUGUAAUAAAGACAUUGUGAACUC
Molecule: messenger RNA, 1838 nt
Organism: Cuscuta campestris
Lineage: Eukaryota; Viridiplantae; Streptophyta; Magnoliopsida; Solanales; Convolvulaceae
Source: the annotation of a GenBank genome assembly